AAAAAAAAAAAAAUACUAAUCGGGAUACGAAAUUCACCAGUGAUGUUGAGUCCAACGGGUUAUGUUUUUUUUUUUCUUUUUUGUUCCAGAAUUAUUAUUUUUUUUUUCUUAUUUCAUUAUCAACAUGGUGUUGUUUUUUCAGAGUACAGUGGUAGAUCCUCCUGUGACAAUAUAUAUGGGUAGAGACAAGUUUGAAAAUGAAGACUUGAUCAAGUAUGGUUUUCCAGAAGAUAUAUGGUUUCACGUAGAUAAAUUAUCUAGUGCACACGUUUAUGUUCGAUUACAACCUGGACAAACCUGGUUAGAUAUUCCAGAGAAAGUGAUUGAAGAUUGUGCUCAAUUGGUGAAAGCAAAUAGUAUUGAAGGCAAUAAGAAGAAUGGGAUCACAGUAAUUUAUACACCAUGGGAUAAUCUCAAGAAAACAGCAGGAAUGGAAACAGGACAAGUGACUUUUUUUAAUCACAAAAAAGUGAAACGAGUACACGUGGAAAAACGUAUCAAUGAAAUUGUUAAUCGAUUAAACAAGACCAAAGUGGAACGUGAAGUAGAUCAUCUUCAAGAAAAAAUUCAAAGGGAAAAAUUGGAUCGAAAAGCAGCAAGACAGACUGAAUUUGAAGAGAAAGAAAACAUUCGACGAUUGACAGCGGAAAAACAACAAGCGGAAAAGGAAAUCAAGGAUAUGUUUGAUCCAAGUAAUAUGAAGAGUAAUUAUCGGGAACAUGAAGUAGAAGAUAUUAAUGCGGCUGAAGAAGAUUUUAUGUAGAUUAGUUUUCUUUUUUUGUAGUUUAGAUAAUUCAUCAAUAAUAAUAAUAAUAAAAAAUGAUAAUGAUGAUGAUGAUGAU
Molecule: messenger RNA, 842 nt
Organism: Halteromyces radiatus
Lineage: Eukaryota; Fungi; Mucoromycota; Mucoromycetes; Mucorales; Cunninghamellaceae
Exons: 6
Coding region: 62-763 (233 amino acids)
Source: RefSeq, a predicted model, not a curated record